CGACGGAACGUGUGAGGCGAGCACUGCCUUCCAAACGCGCGCGAAAUACUGUAGGCUUCACAUCAGUUUGUUUCAAAUGAAUAUGUUUAUAUGUAAUAAAAGUUUUCAUUUCUGAUUUAAAUCAUUAACAUUUGUGAGUUGCUGUUGUGAUCGUGUGUACUUACGCCAAGUGCUGUUUUGGCGCCUUAGGAUGUCUCGUCACGUGCUGCUGUCCCGACUUGCCGAGCACUUCCAAACCUCUUCGUUGCCGGGUCAGAGAUUCCCGUCUCCUGAGAGGAGCGUGUCCCCUCAUACGCCAACUUCACCACGGUCUCCUCCGCAAUCCCCCGACUGUCUCUCACAGCCUCGUCUCGACCUGUUACAUCUCGGAGACAUCGAAGUUGCAGGACGAGCUCUGAAACAAUACGCUAGAGCCACAGAACUUGGCGCUCUCAUGUACUGCAGUGGUUUGGGAGCGUUGUAUGGCGGUGCUGGUGUCUGGCCAUUGUUGUUGCCUCACGCGCCGCCCUUCUCCCACAGCAUCGAACAUUCUAGAAACACACCACCAAGAGAUGAUGAUGAAGAAGAGUUACCACUAAAUCUAUCGACAAAGAAUCGUCAAAUUUGGUCACCGGGUAGUGCCUGCGAGCGUGAACAGGUCGAUACUGAAAGAGAAUCACCGUCGCGUUGGGAUGGACCGGAGGAAGAUACUCCACUGGAACUUGUAAAGAGAUGUCAGAGCAGUCCUGACGGUGAGCGAGCUCUGAGUGCUGAGCCCAGAAGAUGUCCCUCAGCCCCAGCAUACAACAAUUACCAGCCACCUCCGCCCUCCACAGAUAUCAACUUCUCACUCCUACUCAAAAAUGAAAAUAAAAGUGAGAAGUCUUUUCAGUGCAAACAAUGCGGCAAGUGCUUUAAGAGGUCCAGCACUCUCUCCACGCACUUGCUCAUACAUUCAGACACCAGGCCUUAUCCGUGCCAGUACUGUGGAAAACGAUUUCACCAAAAGUCCGACAUGAAGAAGCAUACCUACAUACAUACGGGCGAGAAACCGCACAAGUGCGUCGUGUGCUCAAAAGCGUUCAGCCAGAGUUCUAACCUUAUAACGCAUAUGCGUAAACACACUGGAUACAAGCCUUUCUCCUGUGGUCUCUGUGAUAAGGCAUUUCAACGUAAGGUAGACCUCCGUCGUCACAGAGAAUCCCAACACUCAGACGUUGACUCCAACGCCAGCGUGUCACUUCCCCAGCAUCGUUACAGAUACUAUGGCGAGGAUGCCGCACCACUCGCACCACUAAUUUCUAAUUAGUCGUGAAAAUAAAGACAGAAAGACCUCUAUGCUAGAACACAUUAGGACUUAGGUGUCUCAUCGUACAAAUUAAUAAUUUUUGUGGCACCAUUAAAAUUUGUUUAGCCAAAGAUUUUGAGUAAUGUCUUUUUUAUCAGAAUUGGUAGAAUUAGAUCUUGAAUGACUGUCGUAGACGACAUUACAAAAAAAAUCUUUUAGCAUCUUAAACUUAAUUCCGUCCCGUCAUUGUGAUAUUGUGCAUAAAAUUUGAGCUCCAAAUCCAGGAUUUACACUCGCGUACGAGUCGCGAGACGAGGCACAAGCCGAAGCACAUGGCACAUUGUAAAUUACCGUUCUUAUUACAAGUGUACUGAAACUGGAAUCGUUUGUAAUUUACACUCUCGAGCGACUGUUUAAACUAUCACCUUGUGCCUCGUCUCGCGACUCGUACGCGAGUGUAAAUCCUUGGAAAAAGAAAUGGAUCAAUAGAACAUGUUUUACAAUACAUAUAAAACUAAAACUGUAUAUAAUAUAUAGUGAUAUAGGACUAAAAUAUUUUAUUUAAUUUCUAAUUGGUUUAUAUUGUUAGGUAAAAGUAAUUUGUUUGCGGACUGUUUUUGUCAUAAAAAAAAUAUUUUUGCUUAUACUUGUGAUAUAAGAAUAGACUAUAAUUCUAGUACCAGACUUAUUAUAAAGCUUACAAGGCAUAUUUUUACAAUUAAUAAUUAUUAUUAUGUAUUUAUAAAAAGUGUCCAAUACAAACCAAAGUGUCUUUAAGUCGAGUGUUAAACGCUGUAUUUAUUUAGAUAAGUAUUUUUUUAAGUAAUUGAGUCCUGUAACUAUAUAAUAUUUGAAUAAGGGAUUGCAUUGUUUUAAAUUUUGUAUUGGAUUGAUUGUAAAUUCGAGAAACAUUAAGUGAUGUAUUGUUAACCAAUUAAUUAAUUACUAGACGACCAGCACUAAAGCUACCAGCUGUUACCAGUAUAUAUUAUGAUCGGUUUUUCUGUUACCAUUUUUUUUAUAAAACUCAAAAAAAAUAAUUUGUGAUGUUUCUAUCAAUUAUGAUUUGUCAUUUAAGUGAUUGCAUUUUUAGUUGUAAGUAUUUUGCAUUUUUUUAUUUAGAUCCUUAGGUUUCAGAUACCUUUGUUAUAAUCUGUGAAAUGACAAAGCAUUUACUUUAUUUAAUCUGGAGAGUGGUCGAGUUUUUUUACAUUAAUUUUUCUUAAAAAAUAUAUUCAAAGUAUUUUUUUUUUACUUAAUAUUUGGUUUGUAUAAUAAUAGUUAAUUUGCACUAAGUUAUUGUAUUUCUUUUUUCACUUUAUCGAAUAAAUCGUGAAAAGGUAUCGCACCUUUAAACAUUAAGAUUUUGAUCUCCUGUCUAUAAGAUUUGUGUGGGCUAGAAAGACUAGUGUAGUUAUGAAUCUACCAGGAUCUACGAAACUAUUUAGGGCUAUGAACAAAUAAAUGCCUGGUUUUUGCUGCCACCAUACAAGAUAUGUAUAAAUAUUAUCUGCACGCUAGAAAUCAGUCAGUUUCAUCAAAAUAUUAUAUAUUUAGGUAUUUAUAAAGGUAAACGCGGCUACAGAGUGAAGCAUGCAUAUGCUAGCGCAACGGCUAGAACACCAAAGAGUACUACGAUCGUUUAUCAAUACCGUUAUUUAAUGACUGUGAACCAUCAAAACAAUGUGUUAACAUUAGGAGAAUUGUAGAUAAGCUGCAUCUAUAGUAUGAGCGGUGUAACCGUGUCAUUUUGUACUAAAUUUAAGGCUAAACCUUCAUAGUGGCGAUUAACAAUCUCGCCUACACGUGACCUAUUUUCUAUAAUUUAAUGUAGUAUAUAAGGCCAGUUAAAUACAAAUAUUUUAC
Danaus plexippus (monarch butterfly) is the source of this 3133-nucleotide messenger RNA. Its product is annotated as zinc finger protein 771-like. The record is from RefSeq and is a predicted model, not a curated record. Gene Ontology annotation, cellular component: nucleus. The transcript has 6 exons. The coding region runs from base 191 to 1288 and encodes 365 amino acids. Lineage: Eukaryota; Metazoa; Arthropoda; Insecta; Lepidoptera; Nymphalidae.